GCAGAGAAGUGCCGGAGUUUUAAACUUAACACGGAAGCUCGUACAUUACAAGGAAGUAAUAUACACAUACAUCCCGAGUGACAGCUUGAAUGGUGGACUUGCUGCCCAGUUGACGACAUUGAUCAUGAGUGGAACUCUUCCCGAGUACUCUGGACUCGUCCGAUGGACCAUAAACGAUGUGGGGCAAUGGCUUUCAGCGAAUGGAUUCCCAGAAUUUUGUCGCAGCUUUCGAGAAGCAGGAAUAGAUGGUGUGAAGUUUGUGGAAUUGGAUGAAACUGAAAUGAAUCGAAUGAGAACACCAAUGAAUAAAAGAGGCAAAUUGAUCACUAUUAUCAAGAGCAUUAAGAAACCAGAUCUACCUGGGAUACAGACCAUCAUCAGCAGUCGAGCACCUGCCAGUCCUCGUAUCCCUCAGAGGGACUAUAACCAGAAGGCACCUCCGCAAAUCUCAGCUACUCGCAUAGACAGCGGUAUUGAUGACUCUGGAUCUGGUUCAGAUGAUGACUAUGAAUGGGCCCCCAGUGACUUUGAGGAUGACCAUGAGGACGGAGGACACGGAGGACAAGGGGGACACGGUGGACACGGUCACAGUUCGCACAACAGAGAUGGGCAUACAGGUCAGACCCAGGAAGAUUCAGAUUCUAGUCCUGAUGAUGACUAUGAAAACACAUCGGAACACAAAGCACCACCUGUUCACAGAGGAGAAACUCACAAGGAAAAGUUUUCUGUUGCUAACUUGAAAACAGCCCUAAAUGACUUUAAACAAAAUUCUGUGAUAAUAAAGAAAGGACACCAAAAUGUUCAAGAUGAUCCAGAGGAGAAUUAUGAUGAACCUGAUAGAAAACAGCCCCCUCCUCAGCCUGGUCGUGCAGGAAGAACUGCAUCCCCUGUGUCGUCUCAGCCCGCACUGCCAUCCCGUCCUGGCCGACGAGCCCAGCCAGCCCCAGAGGAGGAACAGCCAACCUAUGAGGAGACAGAUGACCCUGAGCCUCCAUUGCCAUCCCGUCCUGGUCGACGAGCACAGCCUGCCCCAAAAAAAGAACAGCCUCCCCAACCUGCCCGUCCUGUCCGACGAGCCCAGCCUGUCCCGUCCUCACAGGAUGACCAGUCCAACUAUGAGGAGACAGAUAUAAGUGACUUAGCUCCUGAGGAUGUAUAUGAGGACCCCGACAAUCCCACUUCCUCACAACCCCCUCCCCCUCCACGUGGUGGCAGACGUGUAAUUCCAACACCUCAACCAACACAGAAUACUCGCAGACCUGCAACUUUGCCGGUCAAUGAGCCGGAGGCAUAUGACAGGAAUAUUUAUCGAGAAUCGGAAUAUUACGAGGAUCCAAACGAAUUACCAGAGGCCCCUAAACCUCCCAUUAAUGACCAGCCAACCUAUGAGGAACUAGAAGAAGAACAAGAGAAAAAUAAGAGCAACCAAAAACAUAAAACACCUGCUCGGCCUCCAGGAAAAACCACACCCAGCAAGUCCUCCGCUCCUCCUACUAGAGGUUGCAAGGUUAUAUCCAGCUCAGAUAGUGACACAGAAGACUAUGAAAAACCCAACGAACCUACUGCUCCAAUCCCUACUCGCUUUCAAUCCAGACAAAAAGCCUCCCGUCCUCCAGAACCGUCACCAACAGACGACCAACCAGAAUAUAUGGACAUGCAACCUAAUGGAUCCCAGAACCUUGUUGAAGAUGAUAUCUAUGUUGUACCAGAUGAGGAAGACAACAAAAAAACAUCCAAAGCAGCACCUCCCCCUGUGAACCGUGGUAGCAGAGAUCUCCCAAAAGCCCCUGUGAACCGGGGUAACAGAGAUCUCCCAAAUACACCAGGAUUUGCAUCCCAGUUCAGGUUGCCACCUCAACAAGCAGAAACUCCACCUGUCCUAAAGUCCAAUAAAAAGGAGCCCAAAAAGGAGCCAGUGGUAGAGAGGGUCCCACCCAGGAGUCUGCCACCACCCCCGAAAGGAGGAGGUUCUCGCCCUCUUCCCACAGUCCCUCCAGUGAACGACCAGUUUGCAGAUGAGGUUGAUGAUACAGAGGAGGACUUGAGCUGCUAUGACUGGUUUAGAAGGAACAUGACACGACAGGAAGGUGACACAAAGCUCAAACAGAACAGUCAGAAUGGAAUGUUUGCUAUAAGAGAGUCCAACAAAAAGUCAGCAGACGGUGAUCCUCGACCUUACACACUCAUGAUAUUCAACGAUAAGAAAGUCUACAACCUGCCCAUACGGAAACGUAUAUCAGAUGGACAUUAUGCCAUGGGAAAUCCUAAACCUAGGGAAGAGACCUUUCCAAAACUAGCUGACUUGGUGGCUUUUUUCUCCAAAAGGAUGAUCGUGUUGGCUGGGAGUGGACAAACACAUCUAAAAAAGCCAAUACCUUAGCAAAGGAUGGAUGGCUUAUUCUCCAAUGCACUUUGUAAACUGAUGUCAUGGACCUUAAAAUGUUGUUUAGCCAAUUAUAAAACUGCCAUUCAGAGGACUUUCAAAUGCUUAGUGGACAUGAAUAACCUUGAAAUGAUCAAGGUCAAGGUGCAUGCAGGGGCCUUAAAGUGAUAUUCAUAUAUCCUGGAGUUGCUUUUAAGGGGACAGUUGAGAGAUAGUGCAAUUGAUAGGAAUAACAGGAAAGUGCACAUGGACAAUCAUCAUUUCAUGUUUAAAUAUAUGAACAGUGGUCUUAGACCACUUGUUAUAUAUACACAGUCAUCUAAGGCAUAGCCUUAUCUGUGGUCUUAGACCACUUGUUUAAAGUAGAUCAGCAAUAUCUUGGCAACUUACCAAAAGUCAGGCCACAUAUCUUGGCAACUUGUCUAAGGACAGGCUAUAUAUUUUGGCAAUAUGUCUAAGGUCAGGCCACAUAUCUUGGCAACUUGUCAAAUGUCAGGCCAUAUCUUGGCAACUAGUCUAAGGUCAGGCUAUAUCUUGGCAGCUUGUCUAAGGUCAGGCCAUAUCUUGGCAACUUGUCUAAGGUCAGAUAAUAUCUUGGCAACUUGUCAAAUGUUAUGUCAUAUCUUGGACACUUGUCAAAGGUCAAGCCAUAUCUUGGCUGCUUGUCUAAGGUCAGGUCAUAUCUUGGACAGUUGUCUAAGGUCAGAUAAUAUCUAAAGUAAGGCCAUAUCUAGGCAGCUUGUCUAAAGUCAGGCCAUAUCUUGGCAGCUUAUCCUAAGUCAGGUCAUAUCUUGGACACUUGUGUAAGGUCAAGCAAUAUCUUAGCAACUUGUCUAAGGUCAGGCCACAUCUUGGACACUUGUCUAAGGUCAGGCCACAUCUUGGUAGCUUGUCUAAGGUCAGGCCAUAUCUUGGACACUAGUGUAAGGUAAGAUCAUAUCUUGGCAAUCUUGUAAGGUCAGACCAUAUCUUAGCAGCUUGUCUAAUGUCAGGUCAUAUCUUGGACACUUGUCUAAGGUCAGGCCAUAUCUUGGCAACUUGUCUAAGGUCAUGCCAUAUCUUGGCAAUCCUUUAAGGUCAGGUCAUAUCUUGGCAACUUGUCUAAGGUCCGACCAUAUCUUGGCAUCUGGUCUAAGGUCAAUUUAUAUCUUGGGACACUUGUCUAAGGUCAGGCCAUAUCUUGGCAGCUUGUUUAUGGAAUAGCUGUGCCAUUGACAGCGAAUACAUGUUCUAAAUUGAUGCUGAUAUCCCAGUGAAAACAAACCCCACAGUAUUUCGUUAUUUGACAAUGUAUUGUGCUUCCCUUUGUAUAUAAGGAAAGUUGUUUUAGCGAAAGUGUUGUUCUGAAGGGUAAUGUAUACAUUGACAUUUAUGCUCAAGGAAAUGAACAAUUAUUGCAGUGAGCUGAAUUUAAAUAUCCCGAAGAAUAUGCUGUAGUGGGGCGUCCGUUGUCCGUCCGGCAUCAAUGCUUUACUUUAAUCUAAAGACCUUCACCAAUUUUCAAGGUCACAGGGGGUAAAAUAUGUUAAAACUUUAAACAACUUCUUCUGAAUAACCAAAAUGCCA
This is a messenger RNA of Mizuhopecten yessoensis (Yesso scallop), 3949 nucleotides long. RefSeq names its product vegetative cell wall protein gp1-like. Bases 125 to 2380 code for a protein of 751 amino acids. The transcript has 32 exons. NCBI's taxonomy places the organism in Eukaryota, Metazoa, Mollusca, Bivalvia, Pectinida, Pectinidae. The record is from RefSeq and is a predicted model, not a curated record. Gene Ontology annotation, molecular function: protein binding. Gene Ontology annotation, biological process: intracellular signal transduction; cell surface receptor protein tyrosine kinase signaling pathway.